GUGAUGACGAACAGCAGUCCAGACAUCAUAUACCGCAACAAGUACAAAAGAUGCAUCCAUCCCAUCUUCGCUUUCCAACCCACUUUCCUCCGCGCUGUCUGCCUUUCUGCUGCUUUGCCACUCUUCUCUUCUUCCUGCCACAAACACAAAGUAGCACACCAUGUCUGAGCAGCUCCAGCCCACCCAAGAACAGGCUAUGCAGGCCCGCCAAGAAUCCGUCAACGAACAACGCCGCGACGUUGCUCUUGGCCCCCUCCGGUCCCACCGUGUGCCCCUGCCUAAUGAGCUCGCCGAGUUGACACCCGAGGAGCAGCCUGGAGGCAAGCAUGAGAAGGGCGACAACACGCUUAGUAUCAACAUCGCUUUGGACUUGCUUGUUGAAGUGCAUUUGACGGCGCGAGUCAAGGGUGAUGUUACCAUCGGUCUUCUCUAAGCUCGACAUGAAACUUUUCCGGUGCUACUAGGCGGAGUGAGGCGAGGCGAGGCGCAGGUAUCAAGAAGUAAUGGGCGACGACGGUAGUCUUCGGGACUGCGUUUGUAUUCGUGUGUAAUGAUUAUCAUGCCCAUAGACCCCUCUAGACGGGAACCCUGUUUAUAGAUGUUUGACAGCAAUCCCUUUUAUGGAUAUUUAUUCUUGUUUUUGUGA
Cryptococcus amylolentus CBS 6039 is the source of this 646-nucleotide messenger RNA. RefSeq lists its product as hypothetical. The record is from RefSeq and is a predicted model, not a curated record. The transcript has 3 exons. Lineage: Eukaryota; Fungi; Basidiomycota; Tremellomycetes; Tremellales; Cryptococcaceae. Bases 161 to 433 code for a protein of 90 amino acids.